GUCCCCAGAGCUGCAGAGCCGGCCCUGCUGCCCAGCUCCUCAUGGAGGGUGAUUUGGGGUCCCCCAACGCCAGCGUGCUGGGGGAGCGCUCGCUGCUGGUGGGCAGCAGCUGGCUGGCUGCCUUCCUUUGCUUCAUCAUCCUGCUGACCACGGCGGGGAACUUCCUCCUCAUCCUCCUCAUCGUCACCCAGCGCUCCCUCCGCAACACCUCCAACUACUUCCUGGUGUCCCUCUUCAUGUCCGACCUGAUGGUGGGGCUGGUGGUCAUGCCCCCAGCCAUGCUCAACCAGCUCUACGGGCGCUGGGUGCUGCGGGGUGACUUCUGCUCGCUCUGGUACGCCUUUGACGUCAUGUGCUGCAGCGCCUCCAUCCUCAACCUCUGCAUCAUCAGCUUGGACCGCUACCUGCUCAUCAUCUCCCCCCUCAAAUACAAGCUGCGGAUGACCUCCUGCCGGGCCCUCUGGCUCAUCCUGGCCGCCUGGACCUUGGCCGCGCUGGCCUCCUUCCUGCCUAUCAAGAUGGGCUGGCAUAAGCUGGAGUUUGAGGUCCGGUCCCCGAAUAUCACCUCCCAGGGGGAUGAGGACCAGUGCCGGCUAGUGGUCAGCUUGCCCUACGCCCUGGUGGCCUCCUGCCUGACUUUCUUCCUGCCCUCCGCUGCCAUCUCCUUCACCUACUGCCGCAUCCUCCUGGCAGCCCGCAAGCAAGCCGUGCAGGUGGCUUCCCUCACCUCCAACGUGGCCACCGCCACCACCGACGAGGUCACGGCACAGGGUCCCCGCGCCCCCAGCCAGCCCCCGGCCGGCAGCGAGAGCAGGAGGUUCGCCAGCAAGCACAGCAAGAAGGCGCUGAAGGCGAGUCUGACGCUGGGCAUCCUCUUGGGCAUGUUCUUCGUGGCCUGGCUCCCCUUCUUCAUCACCAACGUGACACAGGUAUGCACACGUUUUGUUGGUUUUUUAACCAGGAAGAGCUGUUUUUCAAAAGCAUUUCACAGCCGGGCUCGAGGUUCAGCUGCCUGCAGAUCCUGCCAGAAAGCUGCAGUUUCGUCGGGGAGAAAAACCCUUCAAAAGCAAGGAAAAAUGUUGGUGUACCUGGGAAAUGCUCAGGGUCCGGGAGACGCCGCUAAUUCUUGCCGUGUCUCCCCGCCAGGCAGUGUGCGAGUGCAUCCCGGCCGGCUUCUUCGACGUGCUCACCUGGCUGGGGUACUGCAACAGCACCGUGAACCCCAUCAUCUACCCGCUCUUCAUGAGGGACUUCAAGAGAGCCAUGGGCAAAUACCUGCCCUGCUGCCGGCGCUCGGGGCAGCCCCGGCCCAGCGCCAUCUCCCUCUCCAUGAGGAACUCCAACAGCGGGCCCCGCGUGGCCACGUCCCUCAAGAACGUCCUCACCUUGCAGGCCGACACCGACUCCGUCGACUCUGGGGCACCGGUGGACGAACACAGCCUGCCGCCGCUGGCCGCCGACGCUGCCCAGGCUCUCCUGGCCCCCGGAGUCCGCUUGAUCAAUAUUUUUGACACGGAGCCCCGCGAAGAGGAGCUGCAGCACCGGCAGCUCGGCACGCCGGUGGCCUGAGAGGCCGUCCGUGGGGCUGCAGAUGGGGGCGGCGCGGUUUCAGAGGCCGGUGUCCCAGGCAGGAUUGCCCCGGCACGACGCAAACCCUCCGGGAGGGCAACCGCAAGGCGCUUCCCUGCCCGCACUGAGCUCCUCGAUACCCUCUUCAAUGAAACUCGCAUCUCCUUGGGGCUGUUGCUGACCACUUCUGCGGGUAGGUUUAAAGAGCGCAAAGCCACGUUUUACUGCUGAAUUAAUCUGCCUUGUUUCUCUCUCUUUCUGUCCCUUGUUUACUCACCAAUUCCUCACCCUUCUCCACGAGCUGCUUCUCACGGCCUUUUCACAGCCCGUUGAUCGGAACCUCGCACCCUUUUGCCAGUAUGUCUCCCCGCACUUCAGCCAAGGGCAGGUUUUUCAGCUUCCACUCAUACAGCUCAGUAUAGCCUCUCUAACUCAUGCACUAGGUGCACCAAGGGAAGAGGAAACACAUCCUGUGACUCACGGGCAACAGGUUUGGGGCUGCUUCAGUCCACAGAACAUCACGUCUGCUUGGAGUUUAAUUCUCUCGCCCGAUUUGGACUGUAUCUGUCAGAGUUUCCUGUGAAAGCAGUGAGCUGCAGCAUGCUGAAACCAUCCUAUUUAAUCAUGAACAGCCUGCGCUACAGGGGAUUAAAUCUGAUGCAAAAUGUUCAGCACUGCCUUUUGGAUAUUCCACAAGGGUGUGGGUGUUCGACUUGUUUGUGGCUCUCUGGAUAUCCUGACAGUAGUAAGUAAGGAAAUCAGCUUCCCUUAUGCUUUCAUCCUACAGCUUCCUAUUUUUGGCACGACCGUCGUACUUUGCUCUUGACAAUCCACGAGUUUUAAGAUGAUGCAAUUAGAAAAUAGACAUUUCUGUUCUUCAAAUCAGAAUAUCGACUUCCAAAUGAUAAUGCCACCCCCCUCAACCUUCCUCAGAGCCAUAAGCAGAGAGAAUAGUGAGCAGUAUGGCCAGCGGGCACUUUAAAAUAGCAGCAAAGAAUGCUUGCAGCUAAUUCUUCCUCAAGUGCCUUUCAGAUGCAGAAUCGGGUUGAUAGUUUGUUGCUGUGCCCUCCCUGAACUCCUGCCCUACUAGCCUUGCUUCAGAGCUCAUGUUUUGGUUGUGCUCCUGAAGCCCACAAUCACACAGACAAAUGAACACAACGCAGGGGGAAGAAGCUGCAUGACAGGCAAAGUCUCGUUAGUUUUCUUUCCACGUUGCCCACAUAUGUUCCAGAACUGAACAACAAGUGCUUCAAUAACUCACUUGACAUUUAUUUGCUACAAGCACACUUGCAACCGAUGGCUGGCCCUGUGGUCAACGAUAAAUGACCACGACAGGCAGAGGACUCAUCACAGGUUCAAGUAUCAAACUAUUUAAUAUGUUUUCUCCCUAUAUCUGUGGCCAGAUAUUUAGCUUGGUUUUGGUAUCAGGCAUGAAGAUGAAUGUGUUCAUCUGUCCACAAAUAGUUUUAUAUAAAAACAUAUGUGGGCUGUAACUCCAGUUAAACCAGAGUAGAAAAAGACACGAUGGACUCCCCAGUCCCUCAGGUAACGAAUUCAGCAGACACAGGCUUCAGGAGAUGAACAAAAAGAGCUUGCUGCCAGCACCCAGGAGCACCCUGUAACAAAGCUGUUCACAGACACAUUUCCUCCACGAGCAGAAGUUGUUCAGAAUUUCACUCAAUGACAAAUUCAGCUGCAUCUGGUGUUCUCAAAACUUCUUCAAGCCAAAUUUUAAAAAGCAGCAAUACCGUUCUCAUCGAGCUAGUUCUUUGUAGUAAGGUGUUUGCUUGUGGACAAAUCGUCUGAUCCGGUAGAGGAAUCGUGUCCCUUUCCUACAGCCCACACCAAAAGAGCUGACUGCGACGGGCAGUCCCUGAGGGAUCCCAAGACUUGCCUCCAACAGCCCCAGCCCAGCAACGUGCCCAUCGUGCGUCGGAAUCUGGAAGCUCUGAGCCCUCCUCGGUGGCGGGACUGGGGAAGAGGAAGAGCCAGGCACCAGACCCAAAGCACUGCCAGGUCGCGCUGCCGCCGUGCCGCACCCAGCAGCAGCUGCGUGUCAACUGCCCGAGAAACCUGAAGGUAAGGGUUGCGGAAAGCUCGGGAAAGAGAGGAGAGGUUGGUAUUAAACCAGCUGCUGCAGCAGGGAGAGGGAGGGCUCUGUGAACCAAAAUCAGAAGCUGCGAUUGCACUGUUUCCCCUCCCGUGAGUCAAUGAGGCCUUCCAGAUCUGGAGGUGGGGAAGUAUUUAUACACAACGGCACUUGUUUUAACCUAGAAAAAAACAAAGGUGUUCUCAGAAGGGGGUUUACCCUCGUGCCAUAUUCCUGCUAGGUUGCAUUUUCUUGGGCUGAGCAGCAAAAUAGGCCAGAAAAGGACCUUUUAGGGAAGAUGUGAUGGAAGACCAAUCCCAUAGUUUUGGAACUGUGCAUGGCAGGGGAUAUAAAGCUGCGUCACUCUGGUCUGAGACUGGGGGAGAAGAGGGUGGAUGCCAAUUUGCUUUAUGGAAGGAGGCAGAAAUCAAACAGAUUUAUGUUUAUCCUAUGCCAAGUAUUAGUUUUAUUUUAAGCCAAUUAAAAAUACAUCUAGAGGGGGCUUUUGAGGCUGGAGAUGUGUGUGGGACACAAAACAAAAGCCUCUGUGGGUUGCUGGCUUGCAAAGCCUGGGAUGAAGUUUCACAAAGUAAUAAAGCAUUAAAAGCCCACUCUUUCUCCUGCUGUCUUUCACCUAGGGACUCAAAGCAUGUUUCUAAUAGUAAUGAGGCCUCAAAUACUCAUCACCCUCAGCUUGCAGAUAGGGAAACACUCCCGUCGAUUGGAAAGUGCCCAAGCCAUGGCAGCAAACCUGCAGCAGGACGGGGAAGGAAGCCAGGUACCCUCAGCCUUUCACCUUCCUGGUUAGCAGAGCUGAAGCGCGGAUGCUGAGACACGCAGAGCUGGGCAGCCCGAUCCUGCAGCACACCUGGUCACCUGGAAACCAAAAUCCGAAUCAACCACUGCUGGAAAAUAUUUUUAAUGUCCUAGUUUGGAGCCCCUCUCCACAAUAUGCUUCAAGAUACCCGCAGAGCCACCUGCUUUCCCCAGAGUUAUGUACCAGAAAUACAGCCCCUAAUGGGGAGAGCUGCUUCCCUCAAGAAUAAAACCAGUUUGUGCAAGGAGGGGAAAGCCACCGCUUCCUCAAGAGCAACGAUGAUUCAGGCAGGAAUCAGCCCUUUCUCAUCUACGGGAGAUGUCGUGGGCAGCUGCUCCAAAAGCUUUGAUCCAGUGACACUCUCUGGGCCCUCAGAAGGGUCUGAAAAGUGCAGAUUCAGUUCUGCCAGCGCUACUGAUACUCCUUCGGGAAGAAACGGACAGUGCUUUCAGAGCGGUUUUCGUGCUGGCUGAACAUGCUGCCCAUCACAAAGAGCUCCAAUUCGCCUCCACACAGGCCAGCUAACGCGUGGGCUCGCUGACGGUUCUGCUGCCCCUCUCGUCCAGCCAGAGCAGCCCCGCAGCCACCCGCAGCCCGCACAGGGAGCCCAGCUGGUGCUGAGCACACAGCAUCCACGUGCCAUGGGGGGCACGGGCCCGAGGGAUGCCUCUGUGCAGCUGGCGCUGGACAAACUGCAUGAGGCAGCUGGCCUGCAGGGAGCAGAGGAAGGACUGGAGAUUCGGUUGGGAGGAGAGAGAGAGAGAGAGAG
Cygnus olor (mute swan) is the source of this 5244-nucleotide messenger RNA. It is a transcript of the gene HTR6, whose product is annotated as 5-hydroxytryptamine receptor 6. Gene Ontology annotation, cellular component: membrane; dendrite. Gene Ontology annotation, biological process: chemical synaptic transmission; G protein-coupled receptor signaling pathway, coupled to cyclic nucleotide second messenger. The transcript is spliced from 2 exons. Gene Ontology annotation, molecular function: G protein-coupled serotonin receptor activity; neurotransmitter receptor activity. The coding region runs from base 42 to 1511 and encodes 489 amino acids. Lineage: Eukaryota; Metazoa; Chordata; Aves; Anseriformes; Anatidae. The record is from RefSeq and is a predicted model, not a curated record.